Molecule: messenger RNA, 1250 nt
Organism: Zingiber officinale
Lineage: Eukaryota; Viridiplantae; Streptophyta; Magnoliopsida; Zingiberales; Zingiberaceae
Product: adenylate isopentenyltransferase-like
Exons: 1
Coding region: 104-1153 (349 amino acids)
Biological process (GO): cytokinin biosynthetic process; tRNA modification
Cellular component (GO): mitochondrion
Molecular function (GO): tRNA dimethylallyltransferase activity
Source: RefSeq, a predicted model, not a curated record
CUCGGAUCUCGUCCUCAGUCCUCUUCCUUCCAAUUGACUGUGAUUUUAUUUGGAAGAGAUCGGAUUAGAGAAGGUGCUUUUUAGCGAACGUUUGUCUGUAUAUAUGUCGAUUUUAUUCUGCCGCGGCGGAGGCAGAGCGCUCCUUUCUCAGAGCACCGUCGCCGCCGGGGCGCUGCAGCAAAGCCGCAGGUUUUGUGGGUACGGAGGCAUGGGAGACGAUGGAGGCAAUGUGAAAUGGGGGAAGGAGGAGAUGGAACAGAGGGUGGUGGUGAUCAUGGGCGCCACCAGCACCGGCAAGUCCAAGCUCUCUGUUCAGCUGUCGUCCAUGUUUUCCGGUGAGGUCAUAAACUCUGAUAAGAUCCAGGUGUACCGCGGUCUCGACAUCACCACUAAUAAGAUACCGGUGGCGGACCGGCGUGGAGUACCACAUCAUUUGCUCGGCGAGCUGGACCCCGCCGCCGGGGAACUCCUUCCUAGUGGAUUCCGGGCCUUAGCGAGCUGCGCCAUUGAGGACAUCUCCGCCCGCGGUCGGAUUCCGGUGGUUGCCGGUGGGUCAAAUUCCUUCAUCCACGCUCUGCUCUCGGACAGGUUUGAUCCCCGGUAUGACCCGUUCAGGGAGAGGUCGUCGGCGAGGAAGGAAGCCUUGCGGUCUCGGUGUUGUUUCAUUUGGGUGCACGUCGAGGCGGCGACGCUGGCGGAGCAUAUCGACCGGAGAGUAGACGAGAUGGUGGCGGAAGGUAUGGUCGAGGAGCUGGAACGCUACUUCGCGGUGGAGGGGGAAGUGGAGCGGCACCCGGGGCUAGGGAAAGCCAUCGGGGUGCCGGAAUUCCGGAGCUACUUCACUGGGCGCGGCUGCCGGACCGCUGCGGCGUUCGAGGCGGCUCUAGCGGCGAUCAAGGCGAACGUGAGGCGGCUAACGGUGGAGCAGGUGCGGAAGAUCGAGCGACUGGCGGCAAUGGGUUGGCCUCUGCUGCGGGUGGACGCCACGCCGGCCGUGGCGGCGAGGCUCUCCGGGAACCUCUCGUCUGCACCUUGGAGGAGAUACGUGGCGGAGCCCAGCGUUAGUGCGGUGGCUCGAUUCCUAGAGGAGGAGGACUGGAGGAGGAGUGCGGCCAUCGCCGCCGUCGGCACUGCCGCACACGCGACGUACUAAAUGCCUUCGAUUAAUGCUUCUUAUUAUUUAAUUGUCCCCAGCACGCAAGUGGGAAUAUAGAAAAUAAUUAGUUUCGAUAAUUAAGAACUCAAUUUUG